This is a messenger RNA of Pleuronectes platessa (European plaice), 2460 nucleotides long. Its product is annotated as 23 kDa integral membrane protein. The record is from RefSeq and is a predicted model, not a curated record. NCBI's taxonomy places the organism in Eukaryota, Metazoa, Chordata, Actinopteri, Pleuronectiformes, Pleuronectidae. Gene Ontology annotation, cellular component: membrane. The transcript is spliced from 9 exons. Bases 782 to 1555 code for a protein of 257 amino acids.
UCCAUGUUCCUGGUGCCGCUCGGAUCUACAACAUAGAUCUGCAGCCGUCAGACAGGAUGUGAACUUUGUUUUCAUGGAAACGGGUGGAGGCUAUUUCAAUGCGUUUGGGUUUUAUCAACUUUUCAGUUUUGGACGUUUCCCUCGUUUCUCUUUUCGUUGAUUUAGUCUUUAAAAAAACAUUUUACUGUUUUUACACUUCAUUCAUUUCUCCUGUGCUAUUUUACUUUCCCCUGAAGAGCUUUGUUUUCUUUUAAAAGCUUUGAGAUAUUAUCUUCAUAUAGUUUAUCAUAUCACAUUUAUUAUAAUGCUAGCACAAGUUUUAAUCUGUUAUUUUUCUAUUUGUGAUCUUCAAAUAGCUUUUUAACAGUUUCCUUUUGUUUCCCUUUGGUUUUUACGAUUUUUAACACGUAAAGAGGCUUAUAACUAAGUUUUGAAAGAUGCUGCUUGAUUAAAGUUUAUUAUAAUUCAUCAUAAAUAUUUUAAUAUCAUAAAACAUUAAUCAUUUUAUAGGGAAAACCAUCAAGCUCCUCCAAUCAUUUGUUUUUAAACAUUAAGUUAGUCCUUGGACUCAUUUGUUGUGAAGCUGUUCAAACCUCCAGGUCUAAAAUUCAGGUCAGAUCAGUUCUGUGUGACGCAGCUCUGUGUUCAUCCUGCACACACACAUUCUCCCUGGUUGUUUAUCUGAGCACACACAGCUGCCCAUCAUCACACACACUCACUCACACUCACACACACUCACACACACUUCAGCGCCUGAGAGGAAAUCUACCAAAAAGUGACGAUGGGGAAAAUUAACGGAUGCCUGAAAUGUCUCUUCAUCUUCUUCAAUGUGUUGUUUGGUAUCAUCGGAUGUGUUCUGAUCUACGGGACCAUAAAGGCCACCGCCUUCAGCCUCCAGAUGUCGGCGUUCGGGGCUCCCAGCCUGGCCUGGCUCUGGGUGUUCGCCAUCGGCGUCCUCGGCAUCUCCUCCCUGGGAAUCUACGCGGCCUGCUCCGAGAAAGCUCUGGCCCUGAAGAUAUUUGCAGGCUUCAUGGUGGCGGGGAUGGUCAUCAUGAUGAUCUUUGGCAUCAUCAUCGUUGUCUUCAGGAACCAGCUCAGAGAUUCAUUUGACAAAGCCUCCGCUGAACUGGCCAAACCCUUCAUGGCAAACGAGGAAGCAAGAGAAGCUCUCAACCAACUGCAGGGAGCUCUCCACUGCUGUGGAGUGGUGAGUCCCAAGGACUGGGCUGAUGAAAUCCCCUCGUCCUGUGGGUGCAGCAGCUCCGGGUCGGGACCCUAUGGUGGACGUGAUAUCUGCGUAGCCAAACCUCCGGGAACCAAUGGCCCCCCCCCGGAUCUAUCAACAGGUAUCGAUCAUCCAGCUCAUCUUCUACACUCAACCUGCGGCGACUUCUUCUUCACGAUCAUUAACAUGGUCUGCAACAUCGCCAUGGGCUUCUUCUUCGGGUUUGCAGUCACCGCACUGCUCGGCCUGCUGGUGGCGCUCCUGAUGAUCCGUCAGGUCAAACGUCACGACAGCGCGGACGGUGGGUCGUACGCCAUGAAGAGCUACUGACGACCUUUGGCCCCUGCCCUUUGACCUCUGCACUGUAACUGGGGGACUCAGUGAUCAUUGUGUGUCUUCUCUCACUUUUUUUUUUACAGCGCUUCUGCCUUUUUAAAGAUUGUAGGAAAAGAGAUGGUUUCUCGAAGGAAGAUUUCAUCUGGGAGAAAAACUGCUUUUCCAGCUUUUUUAUCAUAGAAAUUUAAAAACAUUUAUUUUUGUGUGAAUUAUACAGUAUAUAUGUAUAUCUUUUGUGUUAUUUGAUGGUAUUUUAAUCAAGUCACGUAACAGAGGAGCAGUUUCUAGGCUCAACAAUGUUUUAUAUGACUAAAGGUCUUUUAACCCACGGAGGUUAUAAAAAUUAUUUCUCUAGAAAAUGAUUGUUUUACAUGUUCAAGUUUGAAAAAAGCCCCAAGACGUCGACAGCUGGUUAACGUGGUGACUGCUGUAGGAAAUUAGCAGAAAUUCACACGUGACUCUCGUAUCGCAAACUUAUAACUUAGAAAAUAACGUCAAAUGAAGGUGAUUUGUGAAAAAUGGCUAACAGGCUAAUCGGAUAGCUUCCACCAUUUUGAAAUCUCCCAUUGUUAAUUUCCUCUAAAAGUCUCUACGGUCAAAAUCUCGUGCCGUUGGUCAAUAACACAUUUCGUACGAUAAAAAAUUGAUGUUUAAUCUGUGGAUUUACUUUAUCUUUGCAUCUUUUGAAUGGGAAUCAUACUUUGAAGUUUGAUCACCAACGUUUUCCAUGUUAGUAACAUAAAGUUUAUUAUUGUGCCUCCAGAAGGAGCCUAGUUUUACAUGUUCAGUGUCGAUUGUUUUGUAAGAGACUGUUUUUAUCUUCUGUCCAUGACGAAGUUAAGUUUUAUAUGAGAUUACAGAUCAUAACUCCCCAAUAAAAAAUUCAAAGAAAACAUUAA